CUCAUUGUGGGUGUGGUGUUCAACAAAGGUUGAUUGAGAGAUCGCAUCACCGUUGAAGCUUCUGGCAGGACGCGGUGUCUCAUAUAGCAUUUAACGAACAUCGCAAAUCGUGGUUUGGCUUGUUUUGUACUGGAUAUUUCUUAUGAGAUCGGGUCGGGACGUUUCGCUGAACAACAACAGGGUAGAAGUAACGGCAGGCAUGAGGAUUGCACGUCUUUCUCUUGAAAUGCAUCAGUUCCGCUGGGCUGCCUCGUGACUCCAGCAGCGACCGAGAGGAGGAGGAGGAGGUGGUGGUGGAGGAGGAGGACUGGACCGCGGUGAAGACAACAGAUGAUCCGGGCCCCCGUCACCUCCUGUCCGCUCCUCUGAAGCGCGUCUGCUCGCCGGGAUCAGGAGCACUAGAGGCGGCCGCACGGAGAGGCGUUGAAAUGAGAUGAGGCUCAGACAUGGAACUGUUGCCACUGCGAUUGUUUUCUUCACAUCGUUUCUCAGUCUGUCCUGGUACACGGCUUGGCAAAAUGGCAAAGAAAAGUUGGUAGCGUAUCAGAGGGAGUUUCAUGCCCUGCGGGAGCGUCUGCGGGUGGCGGAGCACCGAACACUCCAGCGCUCCUCUGAACUCAAUGCCAUCCUGGAGCAGUUCAGACGAGCCAUCUCAGAGACCAACGGCAGCAAAGAUGCCCUCUCCAACUUCUCAGACGAGACUCAGAAGCUGUUGAAGGAGUUGGCUCACAGGAAGCCCCUUCAGGUGCCAAAUAUCUACCACCACCUGCCUCACCUGCUCAACAAUGAAGGCAGUCUGCACCCAGCCGUACAGGUGGGACAGGGGCGAACCGGAGUUUCCAUGGUGAUGGGCAUCCCCACAGUGAAGCGGAAAGUGAAGUCAUACCUGUCAGAGACGCUUCAUUCGCUCAUCGAUAAGCUGUCGGCGGAGGAGAAGCUGGAUUGCGUCAUCAUAGUGUUUGUAGGAGAGACGGACGUGGAUUACGUAAACAGUGUGGUUGCAGGCCUUGAAAAAGAGUUCUACACUGAGCUGAAUUCUGGGUUACUGGAGGUCAUUUCCCCACCUGCCAGCUACUAUCCGGACUUAAGCAGCUUGAAAGAGACCUUCGGUGACUCAAAGGAGAGGGUGAAAUGGAGGACCAAGCAGAACUUGGACUAUUCUUUUCUUAUGAUGUAUGCUGUCAACAAAGGGGUCUAUUAUGUCCAGGAGAGGGGAAAGUUAGAGGACGACAUCGUUGCCAAGCCCAACUAUUUUGCCACCAUGAAAAACUUUGCUCUGCAACUUGCCACAGAGGACUGGAUGAUCCUCGAGUUUUCACAGCUGGGCUUCAUCGGUAAGAUGUUCCAAGCCCCAGAUCUAAAUCUCAUCGUGGAGUUUAUCUUCAUGUUUUAUAAAGAGAAGCCCAUCGAUUGGCUGCUGGAUCACAUACUCUGGGUCAAAGUGUGCAACCCAGAGAAAGAUGCCAAACACUGUGAGAGACAGAAGUCGAGUCUGCGCAUUCGUUUCAGGCCCUCUUUGUUUCAGCACGUAGGCCUGCACUCCUCUCUGGCUGGGAAAAUACAGAAACUCACGGAUAAAGAUUUCCUGAAGCCUCUGCUGCACAAGAUUCAUGUCAACCCGCCGGCGGAGGUAUCCACGUCUCUUAAAGUGUACCAAGGCCAUACGCUGGAAAAAACCUACAUGGGCGAGGAUUUCUUCUGGGCCAUUACUCCAAUGGCAGGAGACUAUGUGCUGUUCAAGUUUGACCGGCCCGUCCACAUUGACAGGUUCCUUUUUCGCAGUGGAAACCAGGAGCACCCAGGAGACAAAAUCGAGAACACUACUGUCGAGAUCCUGCCCUUUUCGGACGGCGAGUUGAAGACCAAAGAGAAAUACAAAAGAACAGAGGAUCGCUUUUACAGACUCGCUCAGUUUGAGAAUGGAGUGGCUGAGGGGACUGUGGAAGCUGUUUUUAACCCUGUGGUGGCUGUUCGUCUGUCCGUCCAGAAAGACUCUGCUGUCUGGGCCAUUAUUAGCGAGAUCCAUAUCAAGAGAAUACCUGGAUAACAGCCUGAAGGCCUCUGGUCAUCUGGAUGGAGACUUGCUGCUUAAAUCCACAGUGACUUUUAUCAGAGUGUGUUGAGGAUCCUGGAUUCUUGGUCUUCACCGCUUCACUUUUUCCUCCGGUAGCUUUGUCACUCUCUCCUUUCCCCUUCUACUCUUCCCUGAGUUGGGUGUGAAUGUGACUACUACUGUACAGAAAAGAAGUCUUUUUUUUUUGUUCCAGACACUGAAUUAGUGUCGUGAAGAAUUUGCAAUCAUCGACGCUCUCAUGAAAGUUUGAAUUUAGCGUUGAGUGCUGGAGGACGAGUGGAUGUGCCCUACUGAUGCAGAACUGAAACUGACCUCAAUCUCCACGGCUGGGUUUCAGCCGAAAGGUGAACGACUGGGAUGAUUUUUAGAUUUUAGGUUAUUGAUAUUUGACACUCUAUGAAGAACAUUUCAGAGAGAGAGUAAUCGUUGACUGCUUUGCCAAACUUUAAAAAGGCGUUUCUAGAAAACAAACAUCAUAUCUUCGGCCACCAGGAGUGGCUUUUCUUCCUUCGUGUGGGUUUAAUGUCUACCAAUCAGUCAUGGCUUUCGAUCUGAAGGUUUUUAAUUGCUGUUCUCAUUUUUUGACGAUCUAUGAAGGUGAAUUAAUUUAUUUGAAACAAGUCUUUUAAUUUGUAAAUGCUUUUAUUUUAUAUUGAUUGGAUGUGGCAGAGAAUUUAUUGAAGUGAAGAUGGUUGUUGUUUGUGUGUUUGUGAAGGGGGUGCCGAACGUCCACUUCUGUGCCUUAACCUCCAGCGACCCCUAGAGGGCCUGGUGAAGGACUGCCUCGCGCCCCUGUGUCAAAACGCUUAAAUCAUACUAUUGGACAAAUCUCCGUAUGCUUGAUUUAAGUAGGAUCUUGAAGUUUAGAGCAUGGCAUGUUCGUGUUUAUGUUCCAGAAUCUUGUCGUUUUCGUUUUUCCGUUGAGCAUUUCCAUCUCGAAUAGUCCACUUUCAUCAUGCCUGUCAGGAAAUGUGCUCCUUUCUAUGCUGUAUCACGAGAAUCUGAAUGUUCAGCGAGUCUUGAUUAAGUCCAGAUGGAAUCUGCAGAUUAUGAGGGGUAAAAAGUGAUUAAUAAAGAAGAUGUGGGUGAUGUGCUUGGCUUUAACAGUAGCUGAAAGCACAAUCACAAGCUGCUAAAGGAGCAUGGUGAUGGGGAAAAAAUAGACUGCAUUUCAAAGCAUUUGAAAAUGUUUCCAUUUAGCUUUCUCUCAAAUUUAUUGUGUCUCAUCUCAGAUAAAACUACGCAACAGUACUUUAAAGAAAUUGCAACACAUUUCUUUGAGAAAUAUGAUACGUUACAGACGAAUUCAAAGUAGAUUGAAUUACAUUUGUGAACACCAUUCACAAUACACCAUUUUUGGGGGGAACAGAUGAACAUGCAACGUUUAUUAAGGGAAUACUGUACUCUCUUGUAAACAAAAACAAAUGAAAAUAAAGCUUUCACGAGCAUAUGCAACAUUUCUUAGAGGAAACAGACUCUUAAAAUGCAAACAAAAGUUUGUUAAGGGAAGCAAUACUGUUAUGAGCAAAUCAUUAAAAUGGUUUUCAUUAUAAAAAUCCAUCUUAUCAUCCUUUCUGUACGUUAUGGCCAAAAUUAUUUGAACAUUUGGCAUAUUUAAAGUGUUAGUUACCCCCAAUAUAAGCAGUCUGUUAUUGAUUACUGAUCCUCAUUUCAGUCCAAUCACCUGAGACAUUCGUUCAUAUUCAGAACAUAAAUUAAGAUAUUUUAGAUGAAAUCCUAAAGCAUCUUCCUCAGACAACAAGGAUCAUGAGAAGUCCAGAAAAGGAACCAAAAACAUCUUCACACAUGUGACUCUCAAAAGACUUUUGCGCACCAAACAUUUUGUAUUGGAUUGUAAUUUCUGUAGUACACAUGCUCCCCUAAAUGAAAGAGCAAAUAUUGUGGGAACAAAGUCAUAUUAACUGUUUUUAUUUUUAUGUUUGGCACACAAAAGUGUUCUUGGAGCUUUGUAUGAUUACCGUUAAACCACUGACGUCACGUGUUUGUCUUGGAAUGUUAGCUCCUGUUCUAGGCUGUCUAUGGAGGAUGAGGGAGCUCUCAGAUUUCAUCUAAAAUAUCUUAAUUUGUGUUCUGAAGAUAAACAAUAGUCUCAGGGGAUUUUUUUAUUUUUGGGUGAACUAACCGUUUAAGAAAGUUUAGAUGUUAAAGUUAAGCUAAAUUAAUAAUAUUCAUAAAAUGAGUGAAAUAUGCUUUAUAAACUAGAGCUGGCGUAAGGAGAUUUAGGUCAUUUUCCUUACCAACUUCACUGUCAAAAUGAUCAUGUUCUUUCAUUGAAUUCAAACCUCUCAGGAAAUAUGGACAUUAUGCUAGUAGAUAAGCCGCUGCCAGACACACCAAAUAUUACAGAUAAGUAACAUCUGCAUGUUUCAUUAAACACGGUCGUGUUUUUGGAGGCAAAAAACAUCCCAAUGUUUACUAGUUUUGACCACCGUUGCAUUUUCCCCAUCACCUUUUGCACCUUUAGGCGCUCCAUAACAAUAAAAGAAUCUAUGUGUAGAACUUUCUUCAUGACAUUCACAUCAUUAAUGUGCGGAUUCUGUGUGGACCUGGUCAGGAGCAAAAUAUCAGCAGGACCGUAGAUUUCCAAUGGAAAAAGCUGCCUCUACAUUUAUUACAUUGUAAAGCUACGGUUACGCUAUUUUGCCGGUAGCUCCUGGCAUAAAGACCCGGUGGUGAAGUAACUGCUGUACAGAUUUCCAAAGUGCUCUCAUCUCAUGUGAUUGUAUAUAUAAAUAUCUUUAAUAAGAAGGAAGUUUUAGUUCAGCCAGACAUAACGUGUUCAAGUAUCAGAGCAUAUCACCCUCGUUUCUAUUGAGGUAAAGUCUGUUUUAUAUUGGCACAUUCAUUUUUAACUUUGUUUUUAACUAAAUUUGAAUAUUCGGUCUGAAAUCGCAUGCAAGUAUGACUUCAGAACAACAUUAGCACUAUUUAAUUGGCUGUGUGCAGUGCUUUACUUUGAUAGUCGUUGGCUGAUUAUAUGAUUUCACUAUUUAGAUACUUUAGAUACACUAUUAAAUUACUUUUCUGAAAUUAUAUUAUUAAGGAGAACGUCUGAAUGUGCGAAUAUAAAACCGACUUUAUCCCAAUCUCGUUUCUGUGACUACUCGGAGCUGGUUGUGAGCUGCAGCGUGUGUGUUUUGUAACUGAAAGCCAAUGUACUGUCAUAAACAAUUGUUUACAGUUUGUUUCUGAGGUAAACCCUCGGUCUGGUCCAGGCUUCCAUGAGAUGGACGAUUGGUCUUUCUCUGUGGUCUGCCGAAUUGCUGCCUGUUAUUUGAAGUCAGGUUUGUGCUCAGUGAUCUGUUGUCCUCUAGUUAAGCUCUCAUUGCCCUGCUGAAAGAAACAGCUUAUAUUAGCCUAGGCUGGUUUUAGCUGAUGGACCAGCCUGGUUUUAGAGAGGUUUUGGCCAUUUCCAGGUUGGUUUCACCAAUUUCCACCUUGGUCUUAGCUGGAAUGACCAGCUAAAACAUAGGCCUCAAACUGGAUUCCUGGAUGGCUGCAGCUCUGCACAGUUUUGCUCCCACCUUAAUCAAACACAGCUGAUCCAACUAAUCAUGGUGAUCAACACUAUUAGUGACCAUUAAGCAGUUGUGUGUUGAAGGUGGUUGGAGCUAAACUAUGCAGAGCUGUGGCCCUCCAGGAAUUGAAUUUGAGACCAUUGAGCCAACACCAUCCUGGUUUAAACUGGAAAUAGCUGGUUUUGGCUGGACUCCCAGCCUGACUAAGCUGGUCAAGCUGGUUUUAGCUGGUCAUCUCCCAGCCUGACCAGCUAAGACCAGGCUGGAAAUGGCCAAAAAGCGGUAAAUAAAUGGAGUUUGAGCGCCAGGGGUAGAAAACCCCUCUACAGUUACUCAAAUUUAUUUCAUUAAUAAGAAAAGCAAUCAAUAUAUUAAUAAAAGUGAAAAACAAAACCUAAGCUUUAUAUUCAACACAUUUAGUUCAAAUCAUCAUAAACCAAACAAACUUAGGCUGGUUUAAGCUGCUUUUUUUUUCAGCAGGGUGGGCAGUUCUCCAUCUGGGACGAGCGCGUGUUCACCCUUCUGUCUUGCAUUGAGAUGAAUCAGACAUGAAACGUGCAGUCUGGACUUUCAUGUGCCUUCAUCUGUCUUUCUCCAGCUCUGACAUUGAUUUCAAUAAACCGGUUCAACACAAA
Molecule: messenger RNA, 6248 nt
Organism: Danio rerio (zebrafish)
Lineage: Eukaryota; Metazoa; Chordata; Actinopteri; Cypriniformes; Danionidae
Source: RefSeq, a predicted model, not a curated record